AAUGGCGAACAAGCUCUUCCUCGUCUCGGCAACUCUCGCCUUCUUCUUCCUUCUCACCAAUGCCUCCGUCUACAGGACGGUUGUGGAAGUCGACGAAGAUGAUGCCACAAACCCAGCCGGUCCAUUUAGGAUUCCAAAAUGUAGGAAGGAGUUUCAGCAAGCACAACACCUAAGAGCUUGCCAGCAAUGGCUCCACAAGCAGGCAAUGCAGUCUGGUAGUGGUCCAAGCUGGACCCUCGACGGUGAAUUUGAUUUUGAAGACGACAUGGAGAACCCCCAGGGCCCACAACAGAGGCCCCCGCUACUCCAGCAGUGCUGCAACGAGCUCCAUCAGGAAGAGCCACUUUGCGUUUGCCCAACCUUGAAAGGAGCAUCCAAAGCCGUUAAACAACAGGUUCGACAACAGGGACAACAGCAGGGACAGCAGGGACAGCAGCUGCAGCAAGUAAUUAGCCGUAUCUACCAGACCGCUACGCACUUACCUAGAGUUUGCAACAUCCCGCAAGUUAGCAUUUGUCCCUUCCAGAAGACCACGCCUGGGCCCUACUACUAG
Brassica oleracea var. oleracea is the source of this 553-nucleotide messenger RNA. RefSeq names its product napin-like. The transcript has a single exon. Lineage: Eukaryota; Viridiplantae; Streptophyta; Magnoliopsida; Brassicales; Brassicaceae. Gene Ontology annotation, molecular function: nutrient reservoir activity. The coding region runs from base 2 to 553 and encodes 183 amino acids. The record is from RefSeq and is a predicted model, not a curated record.